This is a messenger RNA of Capsella rubella, 2543 nucleotides long. RefSeq names its product ankyrin repeat protein SKIP35. NCBI's taxonomy places the organism in Eukaryota, Viridiplantae, Streptophyta, Magnoliopsida, Brassicales, Brassicaceae. The coding region runs from base 457 to 2304 and encodes 615 amino acids. The record is from RefSeq and is a predicted model, not a curated record. The transcript has 4 exons.
GAAAAAACAAGAACCCGAAUCGAUGCACAGGGUUUUUCUCAGCCUCUCUUUCUCUUUCUCUCUCCCUUCUCUUGUCCAGGGUUGUUUUGCUUGUUGAUUUUCUUAUGCCAUGGUCAUGAGCUAAGUGCGCGCGCUCAAGGGAAACGAUCGUUCCAGAGAUUUACGCUGAUCAGAACUUUUUGGUUGGAUCACACUGCUUUGGGUUUUUAUUUGUAGAUUUCUGUUGCCGGAAAUGUUGAGACCCUUUUCGCUCUUUUGAUUUUAUUUUUUCAUAUCAUUUGUUGGAGAUAUCGGUGGCUGUCUGCUUUUAGAAGAAUAUGAGAUUUCAAGGAAUGGGUUUUUGCUCUAGAGUAGAUUUGUUUGUUUAGUGGGUCUCUUGUCCGCCUAGCUUUUGGGAGGAAUGAUUCGUGUGCUUCUUUUUUGAGUUUGGUUUGUGAAGUUACGGCUUGACAAAGGAUGGAGAAAGAAGGUGUGUGUGAAGAAGAUAACAUCAAGUUAAGUGAUCAGAUGUACCCUGAUGAGCCUUUCUGCUCCGAGGUGAAAACUGAAACCAUUGCUUCAUCUCAGAGAUACGAAGGAGGCGAGGGGAGUAAUGUGGUUUUUCCCAGAGACGCACCUUUGAUAGGAAAUGAUCCUGCUGGUACUAAUUCAGGCGAAUGCUGCGGUUGUAGCGCUAAGAAACUACAUUUCAAAGGGAGUGAUGAUCUCGUUGAGAUCGAAAAUAUUGGGCAGCAGCAGCAGAAAAAGCUUAAUAGGCAAGAAAGAAUCGAGUUGGGUCGACUCUUCCAAGGCGCUGUUACCUCACUCGAUUGGGAACUUGCUGAGAGAUUGAUUCAGUUGGCUGAUCAACAAACUUUGAAUGAUUUGUUGUGCAUUGGUCUUGAUUCAGUUUGGUUCUUGAGUACAAAGCCUGAGUUUCUGGGGACCACAGGAUUGAUUAAGAAGAUCAUAUGUCAUGGUGCUCAUGACUUUACGAGAGCUGCACUUAGGACUUCGUUUCUUGCUUCAUGUGUCUCUGCUUGCCAGAGCCGGACAAUGAGUCUUGCUGAUACAGUUACUGUUAUGGCUCAAAGGUUGCAUGAGCGUCUCCAAGAGUGCAAUGGGGAUGAGAUUCUGAAAGCAGAGGCUGGUGCCAAAGUUCAGAAGUUCACUGAAUGGGCUCUCAAAUGUAUAGGUUUCCACUCCCGAUGCCAGGGAGCAAGGGGUAGGGUUAGCCAAAAUUCAGCUGCGGAGAUUGAAUUACAGCUUUCUGCUUUCAAGAUGUUCUUAGAUCUAGCAGGAAACCAUCUCUCAGGAAGAGACUUCACUGAGGCCUUCGAUGCAGCUUGUUUCCCCCUUACUCUGUUCUCGAAUUCGUUUGAUCCUGGUUGGGCAUCUGGGAUAUCAGCUACUGUCAUACAGGGACUGCUUGGUAUGCUGGUUGAAGGUGGUGCAGAUAACGUGAAUCAAUGUUUCCUUGAAGCUUCACGUUUUGGUAGUACAGAACUUGUCCGUGUCUUGUUGCAGAUUGCUCAAAGGAACAGCUUAGAUGUUGAUGUGGACUUAGCUCUCGGCUUUGCCUCACAUUAUUGUAAAAUCGGUACAAUGAAGUGCCUAGUGGAAGAAGGUAAUGCCAUUGCCUUCUUGGGUCCCUUGAUGAGAGCAGCAGAGAGAGGUUGCAUGCAGGUUGUUCAAUGGUUUGUGAAAAGAGGUUGCCGUGACAUGGAGCUGUGCUUGGCACUAACAGCCGCCACUUCAAGUUGCCAAGUGGAGGUCGCUGCUUAUCUGCUCCCACGAGUUCCACCACCUGUCCUAACCGCUCUCAGCAUAGAAAUCCUCAAAGCAGCUGGAGAAAGAAGCGGAGGGUCUCUCCAAGGAGUAGAGUUUCUGCUCAAAUCAGACUUCUUAGGAGAUUCCACGGCUACAUACUCAGUCGCAGACAGCAUUGCGAGGGCAUCAGAAGACGAAUCCGUUCCUUCAGAUCUAAAAUCAUUUCUCCAAGAGCACUGGUCUGAAUCAGCUUUUGAGAAAGGAAUGAGAGAAAGUCAUGAAGAUUUCAUGAAUUUCAUGAGAGUUUUGAAAAGAGGGGAGUCGGAGAUAUCAAUAAGGGAUCUUCCUGCGCCGCUGAGAGUAGCGAUAGCCUACAUGCCGCUGUACAGAGAGUGCGUGAAGGCAGAUGGGCGUUUACUGUCUCAGAGGUUAAGAGGACAGCUUGUGGAAGCUGUGAGACAGCUUCAAGGUUGUGGUGUUGCAGUAGUGGAAGUAAGCGAGACUCAUCACCUUAUGUCGGUUCUGGAGCAUCACCUCACCGCCAUUUUCGGUUGAAACAAAUGGACUCUGCUUUUGGUGCUUACACUCCUCCUUCUCUAUGGAUAGUUUGACAAAUAAGAAAGGAAACAACAAAAUUUUACGAUUUUAACGGAUAUAUGGGAUAUCGGGUUUGAGAUGAUGAUCAAGUGAGAGUGAGGGGUUUCUUAUUUCUUGUAUAAUUUCUACUUUAAUCAUUUGUCUCUAUUUCCCCAUUCUCUCCAUUUCCCUUAUUAUUGCGUUGUUCGUUUUUUUUA